Messenger RNA from Prorocentrum cordatum, 1036 nucleotides. The record is from the annotation of a GenBank genome assembly. Lineage: Eukaryota; Dinophyceae; Prorocentrales; Prorocentraceae.
CUGCCCAACAGCGGCCGCUGUUGGUUUGGGACAACAUUUGUUGUUGGGGUUUGUACCCAUUCUUUCCUUUCGGGCGUCCAGAUGCGUGGCGGAGGGGUCUCCCCGAAGCCCGCGGCGGUCGCCGCCGAAGGGUGUGCCCAGGAGACCGCGCCGCUGGUGGCCUCCAGCCAGAGUCACACCUCCUUCUCUUCCGAGGCGCUUGUCUGCCCCUCAUGCCGCGUGAGCGCCAGCGCUGCGGCGGGCUCUACGGUUGGACCUGCGACAAGGUCGCUGCCUUCUGACGCGCCCGGGUUGCGCCGGUCGGCAUCGUCUCCCGCGGCAUCGUCUGGGUCAAGAGCGGCUAUACGGGGAGCAGCGCGAGAGGGAGAUCCCGCAGGGCGCCCACCGGUGGAUGCGGCGCAACGGCUUGGCGAACCCUGAGGCCCGCGCGCUGUGGAUGUCUCCCGCAGAGUGGGCCGGGGCGGCCUGGCCCCACCAUGGAAGUUGGUCUGUCUGCGAGCGCUGCGGCCUGCGCACCCCGCAGAAGCUGACGCAGAGGAGCUUGGGCUGGCCCGACCUCGCGCUGGCGUCGCGUCCCUGCAAGCGCUGCCACGGGCCCUGCCCCGUCCCGACGUUGGCCGAGAUCUCGGAGCUGCUGCGGGGCCUCUCCGAGGAAAGCGCCCUGCUGCUGCGGCCCCUGGACCGCUGGCAGGGGAAGCCGGCCACCAGCAGAAAGUGCAGGCCUCGAGGCUGUCUUGGGCCAGAGCCACCGAGGAGAAACUCCGGAGUCUGCCCCGCGACGCGCCGGCCCGGCGCGCGUGCGAGUUCGCGAUCAGCGACGAGUGUACCAGCCCUUGCAAGCGCAUCUUGUCCGAGCUGGCCGCGGCCUUGGGCGAGCUGGGGGCGGGGGGCCGAGAGCGGACGCCGGGGGGCCUGAGCCUGCCGAUGCGGACCCUGGCGCGGACCUUCCUGGACGAGCGCUGGUUUUUGUAGGAUGGGAGGUCCUUGAAAAGCUCAGAAAGAGCGUCCAGCAGGGUGGGGGUGUCAAACGCGGCGG